Candoia aspera is the source of this 5419-nucleotide messenger RNA. RefSeq names its product formin homology 2 domain containing 1 (gene FHOD1). Gene Ontology annotation, biological process: cortical actin cytoskeleton organization. The record is from RefSeq and is a predicted model, not a curated record. Gene Ontology annotation, molecular function: actin filament binding. The coding region runs from base 52 to 3663 and encodes 1203 amino acids. NCBI's taxonomy places the organism in Eukaryota, Metazoa, Chordata, Lepidosauria, Squamata, Candoiidae. The transcript has 22 exons. Gene Ontology annotation, cellular component: cytoskeleton; cytoplasm.
UGCCCGGGGAGCGCGCCGCAGAUCCACUGCGGCCGCCACCGCCGCCGCACCAUGGCCGAGCCGCCCGCGCCCCCGGAGGCGUCGGGCGCCGUGCCGUGCCGCCUGCAGUACCUGGAGGACGCGGACCCCUUCUCCUGCGCAGCCUUCCCGGAGCCGCGCCGCCCGCCGGCCCAGCCCGUCCUGGAGGCGCUGCCGCUCGCCGCGCAAGUGCCCGCCUUCCUCCGCCUGCUGGGCGCGCCGCUGCGGCUGGAGGACUGCGCCGUGCAAGUGUUGCCCUCUGGACACUAUUUGGACCUGGAACUUUCACUGCUGGAGCAGAAGGAUGAGCUGGAAGGGUUCUAUGAAGACAUCAGCAAAGGGAGGCGGCCAAUCCUGCUUCUGCGCACACAGCUCUCGGUCCGAGUGCACGCCAUCAUCGAGAAGCUGUACCAUUCAAAGGGUCCCGAGCUGAGGCGUUCUCUCUUCUCCCUGAAGCAGCUUUUCCAGGAUGAUAAGGACCUGGUGCCUGAGUUUGUGAACUCUGAAGGGCUGACGUGCCUCAUCUCGGUGGGAGCCGAGGCUGACCAGAACUACCAGAACUACAUCCUGCGGGCGCUCAGCCAGAUCAUGCUCUUUGUGGACGGAAUGGUGGGGGUGAUCCAGCACCCGGUGACCGUGCAGUGGCUCUACACCCUGACGGGCAGCUUGUAUCGCCUGGUGGUGAAGAUGGCCUUGAAACUGCUCCUGGUCUUUGUGGAGUUCACGGAAUCCAAUGCCCAGUUGCUGAUCCAGGCAGUUGUGACUGUGGAGCAGGCCAGAGGUGGGUUUCCGUGGUCUUGCCUCGUGGCCAUCCUGGAGCAGAAGAAUGGGGCCGACACUGAGCUGCAGGUGUUUGCGAUGACGCUCAUCAACAAGACGUUGGCUGCCCUCCCCGAUCAGGACUCCUUCUAUGACGUGACUGACUGCCUGGAGCAGCAGGGCAUGGAGCAGCUCAUCCAGGCACACCUGGCCGGGAAGGGCACCGACCCAGACCUGAGGCAGCAGCUCGCCAUCUACGAGAAUUCCCUCAAAGAGGAGGAUGGGGUGGAAGAGCCUCUGCCGGGCACCCGGGCCAAGGAGCAGAGGAAAGGGGAGGAUGGCCGACGGGGAGCCCGGCGCUCCCUCAUCUGUGCUGCGGCCCCGGAGGAGGGUGUGGGCGCUCCUGCUGCAGAUGCCGUUCCCAGCCUUCCGCGGGCUCUGGGCCUGGAGGAGGCGAGCCGUGAGCAGCCGCCCAGCUUGAGGGGCACCUACAGCAGCUCCUCCCGCAUGCAGCUGUCUGCACCGCCGGUCCCCGGGGAAGGAGAGCCGCUGGCCAGCCUGGGCGAGAGGAGCGUCUUCAAAGCCCGCUUCUUGGAAAAUCUGGCUGCCUCUCAGAAGGAGAAGAUCUUUGCCAUCACCCGGGGACGAGCAGAGAUCCUUGCCGAAGCUGUCCCAAGCGCUGAGCAGGUUGUCCCAGAUCCCGAGAGCGUUCCGUGUGGCAGCGGAGGGGAUCUCCGGGGCGGCGCUGCCUCCGAGGAGAAGCUCACGCUCGAGGCGCCCUUCGCUGGUAAGAGCCAGCCAGCCACGGAGAGGACGUCGCUCUUCCCAGCAGAGCCGGGCUCGGGAGGAACGGGGAGGCAGGCUGGCCAGGAGGAGCGGGGCCGGAAGAGGGCCGGGCAGGAGACGGACCGCCUGGCCCUCUCCUCGCGGAGCUGGUCCAGCCUUGAAGCCGAAGCCAGCCUGCAGAGUCUGGAGAGGACCCAGGCGACGACGGGGGGUCUGCCGGAGCUUGGCCCUGAGCUUCUGAAGAUUAGGGACCUCGACUUCUCAGACCUGGGUGAGGAGGAGGAGGAUUUUGAGGUACAGGAAGCCAAGAUGGUCGAGGUGGCCUCGCCCCGUGUGGCUCCAGGAGCAGUUGAGGGCCUGGCUCCGCCCCUGAUUCCUGGUUGCCCCACUCCUCCCCCGCCACCUCCUCCAGCUCCUCCCCCCCCAGCUGGUAUACCUGGUCCCCCUCCCCCCCCACCCUUCCACAGCCCCCUUCCUGGGGGAGAAGCCAGCUGCCCCGCAAAGAAAAAGAGGACCGUCAAGCUCUUCUGGAGGGAACUGAAAGACACAGAUGGCUCUGCCAGAGAGAGCUGGUUUGGGCUGGCCACUCUGUGGGCAUCCCUGGAGAAGGUGGAGGUGGACCCUGCCAAGCUGGAGCAUCUCUUUGAGUCCAAGGCAAAGGAGGCGCCAAGCUCUAAGAAAGCUGUGGAUGGAAGAAAGCUGAUUGUGGUCCUGGAUCCCAAGAGGAGCAAUGCCAUUAAUAUUGGCUUAACGGUGUUGCCUCCCAUCCAUGUCAUCAAGACAGCCAUUCUCAGCUUUGAUGAGUUUGCAAUUAAUAAGGAAGGGAUUGAGAAAAUACUGACCAUGGUCCCAACAGAGGAAGAGAAGCAGAGGAUCCAGGAGGCACAACUGGCAAGCCCUAGUCUCCCACUGGGGUCAGCUGAGCAAUUCCUCCUCACGCUCUCCUCGAUCCCAGAGCUUACUGCUCGGCUCCAGUUGUGGGCAUUCAAGCUGGACUAUGACACCCUGGAGCAGGAAAUUGUAGAGCCUCUGUUUGACCUGAAGCUCGGGAUGGAGCAACUAGCCAAAAACCAGACUUUCAGGUGUAUCCUUGCCACCCUUCUAGCCAUGGGCAACUUCCUGAAUGGAUCCCAGAGUCGAGGGUUUGAACUCAGCUACCUGGCCAAGGUGUCGGAGGUAAAAGACACAGUUCACCGGCAGAGCCUCUUACACCACCUGUGCCACUUUGUGGUGGCGAAGUUCCCAACCACCACAGACCUCUACUCAGAGAUCGCUGCCCUCACUCGCUGUGCAAAGGUUGAUUUCGAGGCGCUGGCAGAAAGUCUCCUGCAGCUGGAGCAGCGGUGCAAGGCUUCCUGGGAGAACCUGAAGGCCAUUACAAAACACGACUGCAAGCCGGCACUGAAGAACAAACUGACAGACUUUCUGCGGGCCAGCACGCAGAAGAUCGGCAUCCUCAAGACUGUCCACCGGCGGGUGUUGAGCAGGUUCCGCUCCUUCCUCCUGUUCCUGGGCUACGAUGUGCCCUUGGUGCAGAACACGAAGGUUACCAGCUUCUGCCAGCUCCUGCGGGAGUUUGCCCUGGAGUACCACACCUGCCGAGAGCGCGCCCUGCAACAGCAGAAGAAGCGGGCAGUGUGUCGGGAGAGGAACAAGACGCGGGGCAGGAUGAUUACCGAGAUGGAGAGGUUUGCUGCCAUCAGCAAGAGUGAAGACAGCCCUGCCCCUGCUGUGCUCUCUGCCAGCCCAGAGCAAAGGGAUGAGGCCAGCCAUAAAGACAUGGCCAGCUUGCUGGUCUCCCCAGCAGAAGGCCCCGGCCACCGCUCCCGGGCCAGCAGAGGUGUCGGGAAGCAGAGUCCCACCGGAGAGCCUGCCCCCCCAGAGGAAGCCUCCAGCUCUCCCGAAGAUGCUUCUGAGGAGAUCAUGGACCGCCUGGUCAAGUCAGUGACCCGGAGCUCUCCUGCACGGCCAGCCACGGGGAAGGAGCGCAGGCGCUCGCGGGGGAACCGGAAGUCCUUGAGGCGGACCCUGAAGAGCGGCCUGAGUGACGAGCUGGUGCAGGCCCUGGGCCUGGCAGAGGCAGCUGGUGUGGCCGUGUGACGACGUGUGGCCUGUUGCAAGAGCAGCCCGCUGAGGCUCAUGUGCUGCACCCCAGUUGGAAGCAGGCGGCGGGGAGCGUGCCAGGGGAGCCAGGAGAGGCUCGUCCUCUUGGGAAGCUGCCCCUCUUCACCAGGAAGGGCCAGAGGACAGGUUCCCCAAAGAAGUCUCCUCCCCACUGGGGCGAAGGCCAGAGCCCCCCUUGCCCAUCUCGCCUUGAGGAGGGGCUGGCAAUGAGCAAGCCUGGCAUGGCCAGCGUGUGUGUGUGAAUGCUUAUGCUCCGGGCGGAGGGCUGUGGCUCCCUUUCCGGCAUCUGCCUAUGGCUGUGUCCUGCAGCGGGGAAAGGGCAGGCCUCGCGUCGCCCCUUUGGGGUGAGGGGCGGCUUUUUGGCCACCGCGUCUUGCACUGCAGCAAAGGAGAAGGGUCCCCAAAGGAGAAGGGUCUUUCUGCCCCAGCCCUGCUGCUGCCACUGCCUGUCCGAAAGGGGGUCCUCCCCCCCCAGGGAGAGCCCGACUCACUCCGGAUGGCAAGUGGACUGGAAGCGUCGCGGUCGCCAAGGGAGCCUGGCCUGUUACUGGAGUUCAGAGCUAGAAAUGAGAAGUAAAAGCUGUUACUGUGAGUCCGAUAAAGCAGGCUCGUUUCUCUUUUCCUACCCCGUUCGUCACAUUUUUCAUUCCUGUUCAUUCAGCUGUGUGAAAACUGAACCAUGCACAAUUGCCCCCAAGCGUGAAAGCCAGCAGAAAGCGGCAGUUGGCGACACUGGUCCGGGCGCUUUCCUGCCCAGCCACCUUUCUCCCACCUCCAGGGCAUGGCCAGAGCCUGCCACCGGUUGAGCCUCAGCUUUGCGCCCCACGGCUCCGCGAAGCUCCCCGGCGGAGGAAGGGAGGAACGCGGCUGCAGGAGCCGAGACCCCGGCUCUGAUUGGCCUCGAGGCCUCCGGCUAUUGGGCCAGGCAGAGGAGCAUCAACGCUCCUCGGCACAGACGCUCCUCCGCAACGGGUCCUGCAGCUGGGCGUCUGGCCAAACCCGGCUAAGUGUGAGGAGCGGUUGGCACCCGUUUCCUUUUGGAGAGGUGCAGGUAGAGUGAUGCCUCUGGGUAAGCAGCAGUAGGCAGAGCGAAGAAAAGGAGCGGAAACUAGUCAGAGAAACUGAAGACGGGAAAUAAGAGAAGGAAAGGCGGCUAAAACAAAUUGGCACACGAGGACUGCCCGCCCCCACGCCUUUUGUCAACCGCUGCCCCCCCCCCCUCCGCUGGGUCCAGACACAGCUUCAGAUUUUGCCUUUUGUGCUUUAAACUUCCCGUGUUUUGUUUCUGGGAAACUUGUCAGCGAGAACCCAACUUUCUCAGCCUGCGUCUUCCUCCUGACCCAUUCGCUCUUCAUGUACUGGUUUUGCAAGUUGACUCUUACUCGGUUCCCUCUAUAUGACCAAACCGCCUCUGCUGUACUGGUGGCUUGCUUUGUGUCCGAUCCACAUUCAUCCGGCAUUCAUUCAGUCUACAGUAUUAUUGCACAUACACACUUUUAAAGUACCCAUUCCAACAGCAUUCAGCUUAAUUCUGUGUUUCUUAUCUUCCACCUCCCUAUAAUAAAGUGAACAGAAGGACACUCUAAUCCAGAGCCAUUUUUGCAUCUUUCAAGAAAUGUUCGUCUCUCCCAAGAGGCCACAUGCUGCCCAUCAUUUUUGCCAAUGUCACAUGUCUUAAAAUUUCUCCAUCCAUUUUCCUGUCUUCAGUAAAUGUUCUUCAGGGGGACACAAA